AUGUGGUACUUAAGCUUUCGUGUACAUUGUUCAUUUCUCUUCAGCUUAACAAUAUUAAGCCUUUUCUGCCUUGUAACAUUUUAUACAUUUUUAUGGCCAACAACUGAUCUUGAACCACAAGAAAAUAUUUCAAAAUUUCCUAAACCACCUGUUGAUGUAUCAUUUUGGUCAGUUCUUUGUCAAGAAAAUAUUUGUGAUAUAAAAGCAACAAAAACACUCAAGUUAACUAAUCAUGCAUCAUCUAUAACACGUCAACGUAUAGAUGAACUUUAUCAAUUAGUGCAUCGUGCUCAAAAUGAUCAAAUCGAUUUAUCUAAUAUAAAAAAAUCUCAUUAUCUUGAUCCAACAUGGACUUUUGAAAAAUUUAUUGAACAAAAAUCAAAAAAUGAUACUAAUGAUACAAGUGAACAUGAUGAUUCAUCUGAUUCAGACAGUGAGGAACGAAAAAAACCUAAACUUAGUUUUACCAAUGAAGAAAAAACUAUCAAUGAACAUGAUAAAAAACAAUUACGAUAUUUUAUACAUCAUGUAUUAGCUAAAUGGAAACAACAACAUUUAAAUGAUACAAUUAUAAAUUUAGCCGAUCUUAUGCAUGAUACAUUAGCACAAGAUGACCCAGAAAAAUUGAAUACAACAUGGUUUCAGUUCAUGAAAACGGUGAACAAUUUACGUGUCUAUGAUACACAUAGUUCACAAUUUAAAAAUCUUUUCAAAUAUUUGCAAUAUGGUAAAAUAACUAAAGCAAAUGAAAUGUCACAUGGUACUCAAAUUAAAAUUCUUCUUGACUUACCUAAUGGUUUUCAAGGACUAUUAAAACCUUACAGAGUACCGCGUAAUUAUCAAACACCAUCGGAUCAUUUUUAUUUUAGUGAUAUUGAAAGACAUUAUGCUGAGAUAGCAGCAUUUCAUGUAGACAAAAUUCUAGGUUUUAAUCGUGUUCCUCCAGUAAUUGGACGAGUUCUUAAUAUAACUAGUGAUAUUCGUGAAAAAGCAACACAUAAAUUAGCUAGAACAUUUUUUAUUUCACCUGCUAAUAAUACGUGUUUCUAUGGUCAUUGCUCAUAUUAUUGUGAUAUAGAGCAUGCUGUUUGUGGUAAACCAGGUGAUCAAUUAGAAGGUUCUGUUCAAGUACUUUUACCAGAAUCAUCUGAAAUAGUUUGGGAAGAAAUUACUCAUCCAUAUCGUCGAUCAUAUAGGGCAUCACGAAAAGCUAAAUGGGAAUUAAAUGAAAAUUAUUGUUAUGAAUAUAUUAUGAUAGAUGAAUAUUAUCAUAAUCGUUUAUUACUUGAUAUGAUGGAUUUAUCAGCAUUUGAUUUUAUUAUAGGUAAUCUGGAUCGUCAUCAUAUGAUGCGUAUUAGUUCAUUUGGUAACAAUACAGCUUUACUACAUUUGGAUCAUGGCCGAAGUUUUGGUCGAUAUGAUGAUGAUGAUUUAUCAAUUUUAACACCUAUUCGACAUUGUUGUUUUUUUCGUUAUAAAACAUUUGCACGUUUAUAUCGUGUAUAUAAACAAGGUUUUUCAAAAUUAGUUUCAAAUUCAUUAAAAACUCAUGAAGGAUUACAAAUGAUUCUUAUUGAUGAACAUCUUAUUGCUAUUGAUCGACGCUUAGAAAUAAUUUUUGCACACCUUGAAACUUGUAUUAAAACUUAUACAGUGAAAGGAGUUAUGAUUGAUGAUGGUGUUGAUUAG
Rotaria sordida is the source of this 1689-nucleotide messenger RNA. NCBI's taxonomy places the organism in Eukaryota, Metazoa, Rotifera, Eurotatoria, Philodinida, Philodinidae. The record is from the annotation of a GenBank genome assembly.